AUGAAUAAUUUUCUCGACAUUACAAAAUAUUUUGUGAAAGGUGAUGAAAACCUGCAAAGUCCAGUAUAUCCAGCACCACUUGGAAGUUUUACUGCAACUAGAGAGAAAGCUCCAACUGAAGAUAGCAAGCUGCAAGAACCUCCAGCAGGAAAACAUGAGUUCUUCACGCCGUCUUUGCGUGAACCAUCCAGGGUAGGGGGCCGGGGAAAGGGGAGGGGGGCGGGGAAAGGGGAGGGGGCGGGGAAAGGGGAGGGGGCGGGGAAAGGGGAGGGGGCGGGGAAAGGGGAGGGGGCGGGGAAAGGGGAGGGGGCGGGGAAAGGGGAGGGGGCGGGGAAAGGGGAGGGGGCGGGGAAAGGGGAGGGGGCGGGGAAAGGGGAUGGGGCGGGGAAAGGGGAUGGGGCGGGGAAAGGGGAGGGGGCGGGGAAAGGGGAGGGGGCGGGGAAAGGGGAGGGGGCGGGGAAAGGGGAUGGGGCGGGGAAAGGGGAUGGGGCGGGGAAAGGGGAUGGGGCGGGGAAAGGGGAUGGGGCGGGGAAAGGGGAGGGGGCGGGGAAAGGGGAGGGGGCGGGGAAAGGGGAGGGGGCGGGGAAAGGGGAGGGGGCGGGGAAAGGGGAGGGGGCGGGGAAAGGGGAGGGGGCGGGGAAAGGGGAGGGGGCGGGGAAAGGGGAGGGGGCGGGGAAAGGGGAGGGGGCGGGGAAAGGGGAGGGGGCGGGGAAAGGGGAGGGGGCGGGGAAAGGGGAGGGGGCGGGGAAAGGGGAGGGGGCGGGGAAAGGGGAGGGGGCGGGGAAAGGGGAGGGGGCAGGGAAAGGGGAGGGGGCAGGGAAAGGGGAGGGGGCAGGGAAAGGGGAGGGGGCAGGGAAAGGGGAGGGGGCAGGGAAAGGGGAGGGGGCAGGGAAAGGGGAGGGGGCAGGGAAAGGGGAGGGGGCAGGGAAAGGUGAGGGGGCAGGGAAAGGUGAGGGGGCAGGGAAAGGUGAGGGGGCAGGGAAAGGGGAGGGGGCAGGGAAAGGGGAGGGGGCAGGGAAAGGGGAGGGGGCAGGGAAAGGGGAGGGGGCAGGGAAAGGGGAGGGGGCAGGGAAAGGGGAGGGGGCAGGGAAAGGGGAGGGGGCAGGGAAAGGGGAGGGGGCAGGGAAAGGGGAGGGGGCAGGGAAAGGGGAGGGGGCAGGGAAAGGGGAGGGGGCAGGGAAAGGGGAGGGGGCAGGGAAAGGGGAGGGGGCGGGGAAAGGGGAGGGGGCGGGGAAAGGGGAGGGGGCGGGGAAAGGGGAGGGCAAUGGUAUUGCACAUAAACAAUGUAGAUUUGAAAAGUUCCAGUUGCAAGAGAGCACUUGCAUGGCCAUCAUCAGGUCCAUUUGUUCUGUUUCAGUGAUGAACCAGUGA
This is a messenger RNA of Schistocerca cancellata (South American locust), 1371 nucleotides long. RefSeq names its product fibroin heavy chain-like. The coding region runs from base 1 to 1371 and encodes 456 amino acids. The transcript has 5 exons. NCBI's taxonomy places the organism in Eukaryota, Metazoa, Arthropoda, Insecta, Orthoptera, Acrididae. The record is from RefSeq and is a predicted model, not a curated record.